Molecule: messenger RNA, 3924 nt
Organism: Trypanosoma rangeli
Lineage: Eukaryota; Euglenozoa; Kinetoplastea; Trypanosomatida; Trypanosomatidae
Exons: 1
Coding region: 1-3924 (1307 amino acids)
Source: RefSeq, a predicted model, not a curated record
AUGCUGACAUCGUCACGAUUUCCAGGGCAGGCUAAUGUACCUGCUGCUGGGUGUUUGAUGGAUACUACGGCAAAUGACGUUCUGGUCACAUGCAGGCGGAUGCAGGUUCUGUCGUACGUACUGGCGGAGAUCAGCAGUGCGGCGAUGCUUUUGGACGACUACUUGAGGAACAUCUUGAAUAUCCCGCACAGGCUGCUCACCGCAUGGCAGAGCAUUGCUGUCGCAGCGAAAGCUCGAGCGGCGACCCAAGCAAAUUGCAGUGGAGCGUUGCGGAAUACUCCCCUUCACGGCGGCCAGGGAGAGAAAUCGGCGCAACCCACACCAGCGGAGACACACGACCCUAACAAUCCUUGCAUCAAUGCCGCGCCUUCGCAGUCGCCGCAGGGACCCACGAGCCGCAGUCCGCCCGUGGGUGAAAAUCUGCCUACACAACUUCACGCAUGUCAACUUAUGGAGGACAAUGCGGUACGCCAAGUGGAGUUGAUCCGACGCGCUGUGGUGAUGGCGCUGUUUCAGCAGUACCUGAAGGUUGUCGUGGACAAUAGCACGGAUGACAUCGUACUGCGGGACUGGCUCGGCUCCAGCCUUGCACCAAACACGACACGCUCCCAUGAGCGGCGUCAUCGCACGCCAGGGAAGGACGAAUAUCCAUUUUUGGACCUUCCGGAUGACGAGGAAGAGCACGCGGAUAAGGACCGUGGGGAACUGAAGCCUACGGCGCAGUGCAAUGAGUGCCACCCACUCGGUGGCAACGUCGCCUCAUCGCCGCCGUCACGACGAUCGAAUUUGACCUCCGAAUACGGCAGUGACGUUAGGCGUGAGGAUGGGGUGAAUGUAAGGAUUUCAGUCACUUUGCAGGCUUUCAUGCGAGCAGCCGUUGCUCUCAACCCCACCACCUGCGCCCUGCAGCUGAUCUCCCGCUGCAUCAUAUACGCCCGGCACGUUUGUAAUGUAGACGACGAGAACGCGACGUCGGUUGACGCGACGGGGGGCGAGAGUGGGGCAUUUUGCGUGGUUGUGGCAAGCCGGGCUGUGGGACCCUGCGAGCACUCCGGGCCCUGCUUUGGUAACCGAAAGUUCUUUUUUGUGCGAUGUCAGGAGUCGGAGUUGCGGCACAGCAGAGACGUGUCAGAAUCAAAGUUGUGCGAAGGGAGCUCCACGUUGGCUCCGCCCGCCCGCAGGCCGCCUUUGCGGCGUUACGCCAGUCAUAGCGGAACUGUUGCUACUUUGGGCGGGCGCCGGAUGUGGAAUUGCAUGAUGCGUUCCUUGACGCGGACGGUGGCGGGGCAGACGCCGGGGCGGCAGAACACGAUGACCUCCGGCCCUGGCCUGACGCAACCGGUCCCGUGCGUGCCAUGGCGGCGCGCGGCCCGGCGGGCUGCUGAGCGUCGCCCACGGGUCGAGAUGACACGGUUGGGGGCUCCAUGUUUACUGCCUGCGGUUGCCCGCAGGCAAGGUGAGGCGAGGUUCAGCAGCAUGCAGAGCCGCACGACGACGCCUCGGUCGCGUCCGACGACAAGGACCAACGACGGACGUUAUGGUGGUUUCGAUUAUAAGCAAGAUCGACACCUACAUAAUCUUCACCAGCACUAUGCUGACGGUGGCGAUGAAGACGACGACGAUGAUGACUCCACUAAGUCGUGGCUUGUGAUGCAUUCAAAUCGUUGUAGUGCCACCGGAACAUUUUUUGGCCCUGCAACCUCAUGCAAUGGGCGGCUCAUCACAGAGGCUGCAACACCGUUGGCAUAUGCUUCGUCAGAAACUUCGACUGCCGACAGCGCCAACAGCUUCGCUGUGCCCUUUGCCCUGGCCAUCUCUGUACCGCCCAACGCUGGCCAUGACACAAACUACCGGGAACCGCAGCCAACAGAGCAAUUUACGGCCACCACGGAGAUGUUGUUGGCUGGUCAAACCGCCUUCGCAGAGGAGCUUCUUGCCAGAAUUGACUUUUGGUGUGCUCGGGGACAGCCGCGCCGCUGCUACUAUAAUUCCGCCCUCAGGGAUGGGUCUCAACCCGCGACGGUAAGUCCUACAGUAGAUGCGAAGACGGGGGUGAAUGCGACUUUUGCAGCUUCAUACACGACCGAUUUUGAUUUGAAGGGGGAUAUGCCAUUGAAGCUGCUCUUUUCGCAGGUUGGAGUCAUUCGGUUUCGGCCUGUGGAGGCCUCCGUGUACCGCAACGGCAAAGGACAGCAGCUUCUUAUUGAGGCACUUGCCGAUGCCACGGAGGUCGUCAUUUGCGCCGUGCGUGAGAGUUGCCCACACUUUGGCUGGCACGGUCACGCCGGGGGAACCGAGGAGCAGCUGGGCGGAUAUGGCGCAUCCGACGACUGCACCCUGUCAGACGAGGAGGAUCUGCUUAACUGGGGACGCCACAACGACGUGGCCAUGACGGUCUCUGUGCGGUGGGCGCAAGGUGAGGUAGCGACGAAGGAUGCGGAUAACGUCUGUGACAAUGGCGGCAAGAACGCCUCAGAGAAGGGGCGUCUUCCAACAUCCCACGUGGCGGAGCGCCGGCUGCUUUCCACGCGUGAGAAGCACCAACGCAGGAGUGAGCGACUGGCGAUGGAGUUUCGCUUGGCGCGGGCUCAGCGCCUAGAUGCCAUCCUCGUAGAUCAGCGGACAGCCAACCCAAUCGCGGCGUUGGUUUUGCUUCAGGCGCAACGAAAAUAUAGUGGCGCGAGUUUGGGGGAAAAUGUUCUGCAGGAUGCCGCCUUCAUUGUGCAUUCAUUCAGCCACUGCGUUAUGCCGCUGCUGCGGCAUUUGCGGGAUGAGAAAGUACUGAUGGUUGACAUGGAUCGUACGCUGGUGGAUAACGCCAUUCUUGUCAGGGAUGGACGUACGUCCAUUUCAAGGCAGCAGGGGAGCGGGACAACGGGAGAAAAUCAGAACCAUUUUGAAAUGCAGAAGGAGGUGCGAUACCUCGUCACAGGUACACCUUGCCAAGGCAUGCGUACAGAGACGAUUUACGUGCGUCAUGGGGUGCGACAGAUGCUGCGGCACUUUGCUGUUGAAUGGGGCAUUCCUGUUGUACUCGUGACUAAAUCCUCGCGUCGUCGCACGGAGGCUAUUUUGUCACAGGUGCUAGACCCGGGUGGGGAGUUAUUUCCACUAGGGUGUGGCCGCAUCUUUACAGCAGAGUUGCUUCUGCGUGCGGCGUCUGAGGGCGCAUCUUCCAGUGAGACUUCUGCUUUGCCACCGUCACCUGGUGGGGGCGACGACGAGGAGAGGUGGCGGUCACAGGAAAGCCUUGUGAGGGCGCGGAAGUCUACCACAGCUGUGCUGCAGGAGUUAGAGCGUGCACACACGCAGAGACAUGGACCGUCUCGUUUGUCUCCCAAGCCGCGGACGGUGGCGGUGCUGGACGACAGCCCACAGGUGUGGGUAGAGGCGGAUUGGCCCUGCACCGUCGCGGUUGCUCCAUACACCUUGGACCGUGUGGACCCGCAGGACUACUUUACACCGAGUGGUCUGAUUGCAUCCAUGUUGUUGUCACUGCUUUACAGCAGGUGUUGCGUGCGGCGCCGCACACAAGGGUGUGAAGAAAAUGAGGGCAACCCGAAGACGGAGGCGGUGCGGCAGGGAGGUGGUGAUAGCGAGAUUAAGAUGAAAACGGCUGAUUACCUCACUCCACUGAGGAACUCAAUUGUUGACGAUGACGAUGACGAUGACGAUGACGAUGACGAUGACGAUGACGAUGAUGCUAAUCGUGUUGUCCGGAGGAAUGCUCUGGAGAUGCCUUGCGCUGGACACCUCGGCCCAACGGCAGGCCGUGACCACUCCCGUGCACCUUUCCCAAACCGUGACGCUCUGGCAGCGGAGGAUAUGGUGUCUGCGGAGGAGGCGGUGGUGGAGGAGGCGCAUGAGUGGCGCGAGGGUGGUCGCUGGGCCUCCGCAGAAGUAGAGGAUGUGACGCCGCUUUAG